Dama dama (fallow deer) is the source of this 1143-nucleotide messenger RNA. RefSeq names its product dual specificity phosphatase 9 (gene DUSP9). Gene Ontology annotation, biological process: negative regulation of MAPK cascade; protein dephosphorylation. Gene Ontology annotation, cellular component: cytosol; cytoplasm. Gene Ontology annotation, molecular function: MAP kinase tyrosine/serine/threonine phosphatase activity; protein tyrosine/threonine phosphatase activity. NCBI's taxonomy places the organism in Eukaryota, Metazoa, Chordata, Mammalia, Artiodactyla, Cervidae. The transcript is spliced from 3 exons. The coding region runs from base 1 to 1143 and encodes 380 amino acids. The record is from RefSeq and is a predicted model, not a curated record.
AUGGAGGGUCUGGGCCGCUCGUGCCUGUGGCUGCGCCGGGAGCUAUCGCCCCCGCGCCCGCGGCUGCUGCUGCUCGACUGCCGCAGCCGUGAGCUCUACGAGUCGGCGCGCAUCGGCGGGGCGCUGAGCGUGGCCCUGCCCGCUCUGCUGCUGCGCCGCCUGCGGCGGGGGAGCCUGUCGGUGCGAGCGCUCCUGCCUGGGCCGCCGCUGCAGCCACCGCCGCCCGCCCCGGUGCUCCUGUACGACCAGGGCGGGGGCCGGCACCGGCGCACCGAGGCCGAGGCUGAGGAGUGGGAGGCCGACUCGGUGCUGGGCACUCUGCUGCAGAAGCUUCGGGAGGAAGGCUACCUGGCCUACUACCUACAGGGUGGCUUCAGCAGAUUCCAGGCCGAGUGCCCUCACCUCUGUGAGACCAGCCUCGACCGCCGGGGGAGCCCGAGCAUGGCCCCACUGCCCAGCCCAGUGGUGGGGCUGGGGGGCCUGUGCCUGGGCUCCGACUGCUCUGAUGCGGAUUCCGAGCCUGACCGUGAUGCAAUGAGCUGCGGCCUGGAUUCGGAGGGUGCCACGCCCCCCCCAGCAGGGCUGCUGCCGUCCUUCCCUGUCCAGAUCCUGCCCAACCUCUACCUGGGCAGUGCCCGCGAUUCGGCCAACGUGGAGAGCUUGGCCAAGCUGGGCAUCCGCUACAUCCUUAAUGUCACCCCCAACCUCCCCAACCUCUUCGAGAAGAAUGGCGACUUUCACUACAAGCAGAUCCCCAUCUCAGACCACUGGAGCCAGAACUUGUCCCAAUUCUUUCCGGAGGCCAUUGCGUUCAUCGACGAGGCCUUGUCGCAGAACUACGGGGUGCUCGUUCACUGUCUGGCGGGCGUCAGCCGAUCCGUCACUGUCACCGUGGCCUACCUCAUGCAGAAGCUGCACCUCUCGCUCAAUGACGCCUACGAUCUGGUCAAGAGGAAGAAGUCCAACAUCUCGCCCAACUUCAGCUUCAUGGGGCAGCUGCUGGACUUCGAGCGCAGCCUGCAGCUGGAAGAGCGCCGUGCCCAGGAGAGGGGCAGUGGAGGGCAGGAGUCGGCUGCCUCUGAUCCCCCCUCUUUCUUCACCACCCCGACCAGUGAUGGCGUCUUCGAGCUGGAUGCCACAUAG